Peronospora farinosa is the source of this 1164-nucleotide messenger RNA. Lineage: Eukaryota; Oomycota; Peronosporomycetes; Peronosporales; Peronosporaceae. The record is from the annotation of a GenBank genome assembly.
AUGACGAUAUCUCGAGACAUUACGAAGGACAUGAAUAUGAAUCGUCCAAUAUCUGCAACUGAACAAAAUAUGAAUAUCUCAAGAUCUACGGAAGAAAAUGAUGAAAAGGAGGAGGAGGAACCGAACCCUUUUUCACAAUAUUAUGGAAUGCUACUGCAUCAGCAAAAUAUGCUGCAGGACCACGUACGUACGGGCACAUAUGAACGGGCAAUGCUAUCGAACGUUUCAGACUUUCAGGAUAAAGUGGUAUUGGAUGUCGGUACUGGAUCAGGUAUCUUGGCUUUUUUUGCCAUCAAGGCUGGUGCACGUAAAGUGUACGCCGUGGAACUAAGCAACAUGGCUGACUGUGCUCGUGAAUUGGUAGUUGCCAAUGGCCUCAGUGAUCGUAUUAUAAUUAUCAAGGGUAAGAUGGAGGAGGUGCAGCUUCCGGAACAAGUAGAUGUGGUAGUAUCGGAGCCUAUGGGCUUUUUUCUCGUGCACGAACGCAUGCUUGAAACGUUCGUAGCUGCCGGUAAAAAGUGGCGACGACAAACACCGGACUUUAAAAUGUUCCCGUCAAUUGGCACUAUGUUCAUGUCGCCGUUCUCAGAUGAAAGUAUCUACCGAGAACAGAUGGCCAAGGCAGCGUUCUGGCAACAGCAGGACUUCUACGGCGUGAAUCUAUCGAGUCUUCGGGCGCGAGCAAUGGACAACCAUUUCUCGCAACCGGUAGUCGGGUACUUUCCACCAGAAAUGUUACUAAGCUCGCGUCCCGCUGAACACGUGCUCGACUUUGCAGAUGUGACGAAAGAACAGCUCGAUACCUUUGACUUUCCAUUCCACUUCGUGAUUGAGCGUACCGCGAUCAUGCACGGUCUAGGCUGCUGGUUCACGGUCGACUUCCUGGGGUCGGAUGCACGAGUCGUGCUCAGCACAGCACCACAGGACACAGGAACACAUUGGUAUCAGUGCCGACUACUACUAUCUACCCCAAUCGCUGUUAACGCAUUGCAGAGCGUCACUGGCAAUCUUCACUUUGUGGCGAACAAGAAGUUUAGCUAUGACAUCGACCUCGAAGUUCAUCUCGAUGGGACUUCCAUCGUGUCAAGGAACCAUAUUCGACUGCACGACCAGAUGUACCAUUAUCUGUACUCGCCUGGUGCAGGAAGAGCACAUGCAUCGUAA